Owenia fusiformis is the source of this 1380-nucleotide messenger RNA. The record is from the annotation of a GenBank genome assembly. NCBI's taxonomy places the organism in Eukaryota, Metazoa, Annelida, Polychaeta, Sabellida, Oweniidae.
ACAUGCAACCAAAACCGGACCCAGUCUUUCCCAUAUCUCAGCGGCAUAUAUAGCAACCCAUCUGUAAAUAUUGACUUUAAAAGGGAAACGUUUGUUUACAAGAUCGACGUUGACUACCACAUCUUUACUGUUUCAAUUUGGUCGACAGCGGAAUAUUGUCACGCUGAAGGUUGGCUCGAUGGCAAAAGAGAAAAUAUAAGGGAAAGUUUUGUGAUUGGUCUGUCGAUGCCCUUAACAAUAAGAAUAUACGUGGUAGACACUGAUAUGGCUCGACAUAUGCAUUCUCGAAUCUACUACACAUUGAUACUCACCCGGCGACCUCGUGGCCAACUUGGGAUGUUGCCCAGAAACGCCAAUCAUAGUGUGUGCCUUAUAAAACAAGAAUGUGACAAAAUGAUUUUCCCUGAUCAACCGUGUGGAUUGCAAGCGACUGGUCAUGGUUCAUGGAACACUUUUACAAGCCAGAGCGCCAAGCUACCAGAAUGCGAGUCUGCAAACAUACAGGGGAGUUGGCUGGUACCAUGUGUUCAGUGUUCUGAUGACGACAGUUGCUAUUGGAAACAGGCAAUGUGGCAGCCUUACGGUAGAAAAUGUAGCUAUCAUAUGCCUGUUAAGGAAGAGGUAGAAAGCAGCUACGAUGAUAAAAAUAUUCUUUUCCUUGGCGAUUCCACUCUUCGCGGGAUGAUGUACUAUAUACUUGAGUAUCUUAAUGGAAGCCUCACUGAUUGGGAAAUGUCCCAUGGGGCACUCCUAUACAAUAACAUAAACAGAGGACGCACAAAUAUGAGUUUUAUGUACUAUCCCGGCCUCGAUGAAGAUCCACCCACUAUCAAAACUGCUCUGAAAACAUUGAUAAAAUUGUCUCAACCAGUUAAGAAUUCUAGCAGUACUGUGCUAGUGGUGGGACGCUUUAAGAAUAUUGAUAAGAGCGACUUUCCGCUCCUGAUGUCCACGCUGAAAGAGCUGGGACUAACUGGGAUCAAGUUAGUUAUGAAGACAAUGGGUUUCAGUAGAUGCCAGGUAGAUGUGGCUGCUGCUGUUAAUACAAAUUCUGACCUUACGGCGAUCGCUCAGCGUUGCGGAUUUGAAAUCCUACAAGUUUUCCCUAUUAUCAUGCCAAUGUACAAAGAUGCAACUUAUGGUAACUGUGCAAUGCAUUACCACUUUAUCAGCAACAGAAAAGAGGGUCGAAAACUAGAAAACUACCAUGUCAACGGGAACGUCGUAGCAGCCUAUUCCAACAUGUUUAUAACCAUGCUACAUAGGCAUUGGACAAAUAAAGCUAAAAAAUAUUUGAUUGGCGGAAUAAAGGUUUGAAGAAAGUUGAUUGGAUGUAAUUUGACAUAGGAUGAAAGUGCACAUGAAAGGAUGUGGUGUAGA